Molecule: messenger RNA, 351 nt
Organism: Pichia kudriavzevii
Lineage: Eukaryota; Fungi; Ascomycota; Pichiomycetes; Pichiales; Pichiaceae
Exons: 1
Coding region: 1-351 (116 amino acids)
Molecular function (GO): metal ion binding
Source: RefSeq, a predicted model, not a curated record
AUGGAGAACAACAACAGGAAGAGGCGCAGAGACGAAGAUACUGCUGUGAGCGAGACAGUCGUGUUACUAUCCGACGAAGAAACGACAGCAACCACGGAGAAGAGGACUAGUCAACCAUCCUCGUCGUCUCAUACCAUCCAGUGCUGUGUUUGCAUGGACGAGUUGAAAAACGCAGUAGCAACCCCCUGCGGUCAUAUUCUCUGCUCGGAGUGCCUCUUUGAAGCAUUAGCAACAUCGCAUAUGGGACAACGUGGCUCUGAGAUAAGGGGUGGCCUCUGUCCUGUUUGCAGACAACGGGUCUUAUAUAAAGACAUUGUGCCUUUAAAAGUCCGUUUCAGAAAGAAAGUGUGA